This is a messenger RNA of Panthera uncia (snow leopard), 2956 nucleotides long. RefSeq names its product SRY-box transcription factor 8 (gene SOX8). The transcript is spliced from 3 exons. Gene Ontology annotation, cellular component: nucleus. Lineage: Eukaryota; Metazoa; Chordata; Mammalia; Carnivora; Felidae. Gene Ontology annotation, molecular function: DNA-binding transcription factor activity, RNA polymerase II-specific; RNA polymerase II cis-regulatory region sequence-specific DNA binding. Gene Ontology annotation, biological process: negative regulation of transcription by RNA polymerase II; enteric nervous system development; neural crest cell development. The record is from RefSeq and is a predicted model, not a curated record. The coding region runs from base 150 to 1538 and encodes 462 amino acids.
CGGGCUGUGGCGUCGGCGGCGGCGGCGGCGGCGGAGGGGGCACGCAGGUCGGGCCACCGCGCGGCGACCUCGGGUCCCAGAGCGGCCGCAGCGCAGCCCGAGCAGCGGCCCCGCGGGUCCCGGUGCGCGCCCCUCCGCGCGCGGCCCCGAUGCUGGACAUGAGCGAGGCCCGUGCCCAGCCGCCCUGCAGCCCGUCCGGCACCGCCAGCUCCAUGUCGCACGUGGAGGACUCGGACUCCGAUGCGCCGCCGUCGCCUGCCGGUUCCGAGGGCCUGGGCCGCGCGGUGGGCGCGGGGGGCGGCGGCCGGGGCGACGCGGCCGAGGCGGCGGACGAACGCUUCCCGGCCUGCAUCCGCGACGCCGUGUCGCAGGUGCUCAAGGGCUACGACUGGAGCCUGGUGCCCAUGCCGGUGCGCGGCGGUGGCGGCGGCGCGCUGAAGGCCAAGCCUCACGUGAAGCGGCCCAUGAACGCAUUCAUGGUGUGGGCGCAGGCGGCGCGCCGCAAGCUGGCCGAUCAGUACCCGCACCUGCACAACGCGGAGCUCAGCAAGACGCUGGGCAAGCUGUGGCGCUUGCUGAGCGAAAGUGAGAAGCGCCCCUUCGUGGAGGAGGCGGAGCGGCUACGGGUCCAGCACAAGAAGGACCAUCCGGAUUACAAGUACCAGCCGCGACGCAGGAAGAGCGUGAAAGCAGGCCAGGGCGACUCUGACUCCGGAGCCGAGCUGGGCCCCCAUCCCAGCGGUGCCGUGUACAAGGCGGACGCGGGCCUCGGUGACGCGCACCACCACGGCGACCACACAGGGCAGACCCACGGGCCGCCCACCCCGCCCACCACCCCCAAGACGGACCUGCACCACGGGGGCAAGCCGGAGCUGAAGCCGGAAGGCCGCCGUCUGGCAGACAGCGGGCGCCAGAACAUCGACUUCAGCAACGUGGACAUCUCAGAGCUGAGCAGCGAGGUCAUCGGCAACAUGGACACCUUCGACGUGCACGAGUUCGACCAGUACCUGCCCCUCAACGGCCACUCGGCCCUGCCCGCGGAGCCCGGCCAGCCCGCCGCCGGCUCCUACGGGGGCGCCUCCUACUCACACUCCGGGGCAGCCGGCCUCGGGGCGUCCCCUGUGUGGGCCCACAAGGGAGCCCCGUCGGCCUCGGCGUCGCCCACCGAGACGGGCCCCCCGCGGCCGCACAUCAAGACGGAGCAGCUGAGCCCCAGCCACUACGGCGACCAGUCGCACGGUUCCCCGGGCCGCGCCGACUACGGCUCCUACAGUGGCCAGGCCAGCGUCACCACGGCGGCCCCGGCCGCGGCCGCCAGCUCCUUCGCCAGCUCGCAGUGCGACUACGCCGACCUGCAGGCCCCCAGCUACUACAGCCCGUACCCCGGCUGCCCGUCCAGCCUCUACCAGUGCCCCUACUUCCACCCUUCCCGUCGGCCCUACGCCUCGCCCCUGCUCAGCGGCCUCUCCGUGCCGCCCGCCCACAGCCCGCCCGGCAACUGGGACCAGCCUGUGUAUACUACCCUGAGCAGACCCUGAGGGCGCCGUGGCCCGUGGGGGGGACUGGCGUCGGAGAGGGAGAACCUUUAUCUCAGCAAAGACAGAGCCUCGGGUCUUCCGGAAGGGGUGCAGAGGGAGAAGAGACGGCGGCUCCGGGCAAGGGCCUGCUGACGUCUGCGGGCAGCCACGCUUGGAGCCCGACGCCCCGUUGCUUCCAGAUCUCCCCGCUCCCUUCGGCCAACAAAGCCCUCUUUUCCUUGUCGCUCGCUCUUGGCGGUGACUGGUGACUGCGCGGGGGACGGCCGUCGGGCCCUCUUCCCUGCAGACAGCAGCCCCUUGGUUUUGCAUCUCAGUGGACCCGAGGCAGCCACAGCACAAAACAAAAAGGAGGGACGAGGCGCGGGGGUUCCGGCCGCCCGUCUCCCGGGGUCCCCGCCAGCCUCGCGCCGGGAGCCCACGGGACCAGCGGCAUCCGCAGCCUGGCGAGAAUGCGUCUGUGGGAGCAGACCUCUGGGGACCAGCCCGUCAGCUGCGAGGGGCUCCCACAACGCAGGCUCUACCCAGCGAGGUUUGGCUGGGACUAACGCUUCCCUCGUUUUAUUUUAUUUUAUUUUUUAAGUUUUGUUUUUGAAGCUUAAACACGUUCGAUUUGUUUUGGAAGCUGUUGAAACGUAUUUAUGUUCUGUAUUAUUUUAUCUUUAAUUAAGUAAUUUGUGCAGAAAGUAGGAUUUCAGACAAAACGGAGGCCGGGUUGCUGAGCUCCAGGGCCAGGAGGACGCGUGGGGUGGGGGCCCUGGGGCUCCAGGCCCCGGGGAGGUGGCCGGGACCCUGAGCGGGGAGAAGGGAUUGCCUCGUAGUGUCUGUACCCGGGUUGGGGGUGCCCGUGGCACCCGUGUGAGGUCGAGGCUUAGAGGGCAUGGGUGUCCCUGGGCUCCACCCCUGCUCACAACGGUGCCAAGCUGGGGACGGGGUGGCUGGAGAGGCACAUUAAUCUCGGCUCUUAGGACCCAGACGCCACCUACAAGCUGUGAAACUAAAACCUUCUCCACUAAGUGUUUAGAGUCUUAGCUUUAGACGAAUAAUACCCGAUUGACGCGUACCUGCUUGCGCUGCGUGCCGACCAACGGUAAUCGCCUACUUCAUGGAAACUUGUGCCUUUAAAACUUUGUACAUUUGAAGAACAUCCGAGAAGUUGCUUCUUUUUACUUUUUCUACUUUUUCCUACCUUUUUCUAGAAAAAAAAAAAAAAAGAAUUUGUUUUGCAUAUCUCUUUCUGGGGGUGGGGGCAGGGAACUACAGCAAACUCAUUUUUAUGCAAAAUCCGUUGUUCCGCGUGGAGUUUGGGCUUCCGCUGUCACUUACCUGCUGUGUUCGGCUACUUUCUGACCAAGCAACGCUAACUUUUGUACAGACCAAUUUGGUAAAAUUAAAAAAAAAAAAAAAGCUUUUUAUCUACU